This is a messenger RNA of Protopterus annectens (West African lungfish), 12242 nucleotides long. RefSeq names its product elongation factor for RNA polymerase II 3 (gene ELL3). NCBI's taxonomy places the organism in Eukaryota, Metazoa, Chordata, Ceratodontiformes, Protopteridae. The transcript has 12 exons. Gene Ontology annotation, cellular component: transcription elongation factor complex. Gene Ontology annotation, molecular function: cis-regulatory region sequence-specific DNA binding. Bases 64 to 1833 code for a protein of 589 amino acids. The record is from RefSeq and is a predicted model, not a curated record. Gene Ontology annotation, biological process: positive regulation of transcription elongation by RNA polymerase II; transcription elongation by RNA polymerase II; snRNA transcription by RNA polymerase II.
UAAGCGUGCCCUGGUGGGAGGGUAGCACGCGACAGGCGGAGGGGCUUGCUUCUCAGUGCCGACAUGGCAGCGCUGAAAGAGGAGCAGAGUUACGGGCUUUCAAGCGGCGGGCUUCGGAAACGAGCAGGGCAGAGCUAUUACCUUGUCCGUUUGACCGACACUGCACUACGCGCGAUCGAGGAAUACCAACGAGCCAAGGGAUCUCUGGGGAGCCAACCACUCAUCUGCUUCAAAGGAAACCAGGGGUGCAUCAGGAUACCAACACCAGCUGCCAAGCCUUCCAAUGAUGUUCAAGUGUUUUCCUUUUACCUUUCCAGUGACAGCAAAGAGAAGCCUCAGGCUAGUUUUGAAUGUGUGCGUCAGUACAUUUCCAGUUCUGGCAGGAGUCAGCUGGAAUGCCAGGGUACGAUUCAGGACAAAAUUACAGUAUGUGCCACCGAUGACUCUUAUAAGCUGACGCGGGAACGAAUGUCACAAGCAGAGAAGGAAUCAUGGAGCCGAGCAGCUAUCGAGAUCAAACCAGAAACACAAUACCGAAAGAAGUCUUUGCCAGUCCCAAAGAAGCAUGGUUUAAGCACAACUUCUGAGAGUCCUUGUAUUGCAAAACCACCCCCAUUAAAUCCUUUGCUACCUGUUAAGAAGAGUGUGGUAGGAACCACUGUCCAGAGACCCCUUCGAGAAAGACUUACACAUCUGCUCGCCCUAAGGCCAUAUAGAAAGGCAGAACUAAUACUACGACUGGAAAGGGACAGAGUUCCUGUGAAAGACCAAGCCGAGCUGCUGUCUGUACUGGAUGAGGUGGCGAGACAAAACCCAAAGGACAACAGCUACUACCUGAAAGAGGAGCUGUAUAGACAGGUGCAAAGGAAAUGGCCCUGCUAUACUGAAGAGGAGCGACGCCAUAUUCACCACAUCCUGAUUAGGAAGUCUUUCAAGGGAUCACAAGCUUGUUCACGUCCUCCGCAGCCAAGUCCUGGAAAAAGUCCUGUCAUGAAGCGGACAGUAUCGUCAGAAGUUUCAGAUCAGCAAGUAAUUAAAAAGUCCAAAGUAGCUGAUUCAGAGUCCCAGUCCCAGCUGAGAGUGCCUCCUCCUGAUGUGGCCCAUCACCCUGUCAUUUCCACAUUGGAAGCCACAACUGUGGUCCAAAGACGGCAAAACUUAAAUGACUGCAAAAGUAACAGCACAGCACAAGGGAACUAUUGUCAUGCAAACCACAAGGGCUUAGACAGUACUCAGCCCCAAACUAAGAACAGGGAAGUGUCAGAUGCAGUCUCUAAACCAUCACGGACAGAAUGCUCACCAGCAAAAGACACUGACUCAAAAGACUGGCUUAUUAAAAAGAAAAAAUCAAAGAGGCACAAAGACAGGGAGACAGAGAAAUUACUAGAUGAAGAGAAGGGAAAAGAUGUCUGGGAAGAAGGAAAACCAAAAGAAAACUGGAAGCAGUUAGAUAUUGAAGAUCCACCCAGUAAAGCAAAGACAACAGAAAAACCGGACUAUUUGCUAAAAUACUUGCCGAUUACAUCACUGGACCAGCGGGAAAGUUACAAGGACGAUUUCAGUGCGGAAUACAACCAUUAUCUUGAGCUGCACAGUCGAAUUGGAACCAUCAAAGAGAAAUUUGUAGAGCUGGGAUCCCAUAUCAAAACUCUUACACCAGGGACUGAGGAGUACAAGGUUGUUGAGGACCAAAUCUUGGAAGAAUACAGAAAGUUUAAAAAGACGUACCCCACCUACUGGGAAGAGAAGGCACACUGUGAGUACUUGCACCAAAAGCUGUCUCAUAUUAAGGACCUUAUUCAGGAGUAUGACCAGAAGAAUGGCCUAUCGUAGUACUACAGAAGAAAAGAAAAUUAACAGGAAACUCAACCAAAGAACUGCUCACUUUGGAGAAGAUGCCUAUUGUAAAUGGAAGUCAAGGAUAAGAUUUGUGCUGGUCCUGCUUGGACUUAUCAAAGUCUGGGAUAUUUCUUUACCCAGCUCUUGGACCACCAUCCAUGAGAAGCUGAACAGAAAUCGCCAUAACUCAGAAUUGCACAAAUCCACUAAAAUGGAUGUUAAUGUUAGAUCCUUCUUUAAGGCAGUUGUGACUGAAAACAUUUCAAAACAUUGAAGGAGAAAGAGUGGAGAGUGUUUGAUAGAAAUGGGUGAAAGUUUACCUGCAAAUUAUCAGUCUGUGAGGUAACUUUGAGUGGCCCCAGAGUUAUUUUAAGUUGUCUCUUUUAGCGUGGUGUCAGUGCACACACAGUACUCUACUACACCGAGUAUGUUCUGCAUGUUUUUUUUUUUGUUUUUUGCAGAUGCUUUUGCACAGUAAGGUUUCUUCUGUAAUUGUCUCUCUGUUUCCUGUCUGACCAACCACACAGUUUAAUAAAAUGGCGACUUGUGCCUGUAUAAAAUAACACAUCUCAGAGGAAUCAUAUCCUUCAAAAGGAAUACAUCAGUGCCUAAUACCUUAUAGAACUUGUCUAGCAAAUUAUUGCUUUAAACACUACAAAUAAUCAGUAAGCAGUUUGAAUGCGAGUGCCAUGUGUGCAAAGGUGAGCCAUAUACUCUUGAUUUUAUCUCACUGAUUGUGGGGCCCUAUGGGAUUUCUGCAGUUAUGUGUGCUGGUUUGAUCAAAGUGGUUGGGCAAAACAUCACACCAGUGUGUACUAUGCACACUCUAGUACUGAAAAAGGAUAGCAGGUUUUGGGAUAGGAACUUGGAUUGUGGCAGCUUAAUUGAAGGUAUUGUAGUUAGACACAGCAAAAUCUCUGUUUGACAGAGUUUUUCUGGUCAACUCUAACAUUAUGUAUUAGUAAUGAAUUCUGGGCAUACGGGGACCAGUGGCAGAAAUUAUAGGAAUAGCUACAGAAGAUGCAGUCAGCUUGCAUAACCCCAGUAAUGGGGCUGCAGAUGUGCCUUCUUGAGAGGGAAUAACUGCAAGUAGCAACAAUUACAAACCGGGCCAAACACUGUAUUGGUCCAAGUUCUAAAUGAAGUUGCUUGCUGGUGUUCUUAUUUAUAGUAAGUCUGCAGUUGUCUAGAAUGUAGAAUAAGCAGUAUUAGGAAAAGGCAAUUUCUUUUUUAAAAACAAUGGUGUAAAGGACUUUUCAUACCCCUACCUUUUGGCAUUUGAGUACUAAGAGAGGGCUUAAGAUUUUUGCCAAUGUAGAUUUGAGGGUUGUUCACCAUUGCUGUUUAGUGUUAAGAGGAAAGCUGAGGUGUAUUACCCACAUUAUCACACCCUUAUAUCAGAUGAUCAAAGAUUGUGAGGGUACACAGUUUAUUUUUUCUGGUACAUUUUUUGGUCCAUAUGGCUGGCCAGUGCUGUUUUUGUUGCAGUCCUGCCAGUCUCAUAAUAUUGGUAGAGUGGAUUAGUUUCAAGACAUGGUUUGAAGAAGCAGGGAGGACGAGAAGAAAGCUUUCCCAUCCACAGUAUUGUUAGCACAACCACAGGGAUUUCAUCUUCUUGUAUUCUGUAGCAUUUCCCAGGAUGUGAAGUGCAGCCAGUCAGUUGGGUGUGCAAAGGACAUAGCAAGGGAGUCGCCCUGCCUUUGUAGGAACAGUCCUUAGUUGCCUUCCCCACCUUUUCAGGCUCCAAGCACUCCAUCACCAGCCUGACCUCUAUAAUCUCCAGAACCAUGAAGCCAAGUGCCCUGGCAUGCCUCCUCAUUCUUUGAGGCAAGCAGAUGAACAGUUUGCCAUUCCUUUCCCUCCCUAGUCAGCUGUUGCAGCACCUGGGCUAUUAGCAAAACACAUCCAGAAUAGUCAUAGUUAGUACUACUUCAUCCUUCUGUGCAAUGGAGCUGACAGAAGAGGGUGUGCAGUUAUGCUAUGUCCAUGUGUUGGGGGGGGGCGCUCACUGGACUGAUGGCAUCUGCUAGGAAGGUUCCAGUUCUGACACUGGCAAGGAAUGAAAAAACAAACAAAAGUCACAUAUGAGAGGUAGCUGAAUUUACUGGAAAGGUCCAUCAAAUAUGCAGGUAAAGAAUCUCACCUGUAGAGUGAAGGAAUCAUCAGGUACUGGUUAAACUCUUGGUCUGGUAUUAUUAUGGAUGAUGACAGGUCUAUGCCCAUAUGUCUAUUUCAGCAAUACUUCAGUCAGUCCUACUUAUCUGUAUUUAGAAAGUUAUUUGAUUCAUUCUUUCUCCAGUUACCCACAUAGUUCAAGUCAUGGUUAUGGGCAGAGUAAGAGCACCCACUGGGUGUAUGGCAGAGAAACUUAACCUGGAUGAGAUACCAGUCCUUUGCAGGAUGCACACAGUCAUAUACAGCAUGAUUGCCUGUGAACAGUCUGGACUAUCACUAGGUCACCUACAGCAUUUCUUUUGGAUGUGAGAUUCAAACAUCACCAAGGUUCUCAGUUCCAGUGAUGUACUAAUGCCACGGUUUAAGGUUAAGCAUGUUUUGGCCUUUUUACUAUGGUGCUGUAGAUUACAUGAAAACAGAUUGUCAUCAUCUUAUACUGGUUUAUAACCCAGUCUUUUAUAGAUAACCAGGGAUCUCCUGAUGCACCCAGCUCUCCACAUGUUAACUCUUAAGGGACUGUAUUACAAAACAGUAUAGUCAGGUGGUUUUCUGUUGUUUCUUUAACUGGGUAACAACCUGAUACCUGUCAAACAGUAACCACUGAUGCCAGAACUGCAUACAUAAUAUUUUUAUACUCAGUCUACCUAUGCAAAAAGCAUUUCAUUUCCUUACAGUUGGUGGGUAGAAUGGUGGUGUUAAUAACCAUAUUAUGCACUACCUACAGCGUUACUAUCUCUUUCACUGGUCUCAUUUGACACUACUACCAAGGUUAUGCUUUAUGUCAAUAUUCACAUUCGACACUACAUUUAGAGCCACACUGGGCAUUGUCACUACACCUUUCAACACUACAGCCAAGACCGCUGCCUGUGUACCCCAUCAUACAGUACACUCACUGCCACUAAUUCUUUGAUCACCCCAUUGCACACUACCAGCAGGGUCACUUACUCAGACAACAUUCCAUUCUUCAGUAGCACCAGAGCCACUCUUGUCUAUUAAUAGGGUCACUGUUUUUGUUAAUAUACCAUUCCACAGUACCAGCAAGACCAAUUUCUUCAGCAGUACUCUAUUAUUUACUACCACUAGGUCCUCUCUCUUUAAUGCAAACAGCUGCCUGACUAAUACCAAGCCAGUCACAGGUAUGCUUGGAAACUUUCACCUCCUCUUUGAAUAUGCUUCCUCAAAUGUCAGCCUUCAGUGAUUUCCGUCUGGUUAGCAUAAGUAAUAGAGGAUGGUCAUACAUUUCUAAGUUAUAUAUUGUUAGGGUGCAGAAAGGUUAGUCGGUCAAAGAGGCAGGUGUGUUAGUGUUCUCAUUUCUCCCCUCAUUUCUGCCAUGUAUUUUUAUUUAUUAACUGGCCUACAGAAAUGCAGGGAAAGGGAACAUAGCUGUCCUUUGUAUGUAUGCACUAAUGGCAUGCCAGAGUUUCAGACCCAGCUAGCUGUUUCCCAUAUGGUAGUGAAAUGCACCCCCCACGCACCCCAGACAUACACAUGCUUACAUAGUAGAAGACAUCAUUGAUGCAUCUGAAAAAGUUGCUCUGCAAAGAUGAAAGUCUAGUUUUCCUAACCUAGCCAGCUCAUUUGUGAGCUGACUGCUAUUCAGUUUUCUUAAUGCUGCAUCAAUGAUCUGCGAGUGAUGAAGUUUUAACAAUGUACAUCUACACUGAUGAUGUUACUAACAAUUCAGAGUGACAUUGGGAAGAUGAGGUGAAGAAAACCUUACAACCAAUCGGGCCAUUUAUGUAACCAGGGUAAUGAAUGACCAUUUCAUUUUGAAGUUGUGAAACCUGUUUAAGUUAACUACUUAAAAAAAAAUUAGAGCAUUUUGACUUCUGUUUAACUGCCUAAAAGUAGUUUACUGUUAUCAAGUCAUUGUUUCAAUAAGGUAAACAUUGGCUGGGCAGCUCCUUUGACUAGUUUUUCAUUCUGUUUUUUGAUGUCAUAACUGUACGUCUCCUCCUGAUUCUUCUGUGAGGGCAAGAACUGUAAAGUCAAAGCCCCGGGAAGAUGGGCAGGGGAUACUGCAGCAGGACUACCAAGUGCCACUGAAGGAGAAGGGGGAGAGUGCAUAGUACUGCUAUGGUUGUGGGAUAACUUUAGUCAUCAUUACUAUCCUCUUUGUGGUGAAGAUUUGGAAGUUAUGAGGUUGUUGUCCAUUAGCAUUUCACUCUGAAUUUGUAGCAGGCCAUUAGUGUCACUGUGUGGAUGUUAAAUUGCUAAUUUAUUUGAUUUGUUGAAAUAGAAAACAGUUGCUUACUAUGUAGUCAUUUCUAUAGUAGGCUGGACUGCUUAUCAAAAAGCAGUGACAUAAUCUGCUCAGGAAACUGGCCCAAGUCUGUACAAUAAUAAUUUGUUUACUGACAGCAGUGUAUUUCCUAACAGGAGUCAGUCAUAAUCCAAGCUGACUGCUUCAGUCAAAAAUAAAUGAUAUGACCCCCUUAUACUUUGAGCUUUGGCUUGACAGUGUUAGUGACUUAUUCUCUUUCCUUUUCUUCUCAGAAAAGGCAAAACAGAAAACACUUCAUCGACAUUUCCAGGUAGGCAAAUUCAAACCCAGGAAAGAAAUCAUAAUUUUUCACAGGAGUGGUAGAACGUCCACCAAUACUCUUUCGCAUCACGUGUAAACUGCGGUGAAGGUUCUGAUGCUGACAGAUUAUGGUCUGUCGUGUUAUGUGUCUAGAAGAGUUUACAGAAAUGAUGCAACACUGCAACACUUGUGUAACUCUGAUGUUUGUAUUUCCCUGUCUGGCGUUAUUAGAGUUGAGUAGUUAUGAUUUCUUUGAAUCUGUUACAGCACCUGUUGUGUAAUGAAACAGAAUGUAUUUUUUUCAGAGUGUUCUUGUUUGUUGUUGGAGUCCUUUCACUGAAGGGUAUGCAUCCUUUAUGUUACAGCUGUUUUAUGGCUGUGCAGAUCAAGGAAUGACAUAACAUUAAGCCAGAGUGAUACUGUUUUGAUCUCAGGUAGGUGUGUGACAGAGAGUCUAGUGUAGUAUGUGGAUUGAGAAUCUUGGCAGGUAUGACAACACUAAAGUGCCUGUAGUCUAACAAAGGUGUAUAAAGCUAGAUGAUACUUAUGUAAUCUGAACUUGUUCUGCAGUCACUCACCAGGCCAGUCAACCAUUUAACUAACAAGCACAGCAAACAAAAGUCAUGUGUUUGAAUGGUUAGUACUAAAUAAAUAGAAAAUGCUAGUUAUUGUGUACAAUACAUCAGGUACUGUAUUACAGGCUCAGAAUUCAGAAAACUGAAGCUAUAGUACUACUUCUGAAACAUGACUGAGAGAAAUACACUCCUCCAAAAAAAUGCUGAUGUUUGUUCACUUUGGGGGAUUUGCCCCUUUACCCUCCUACAGAAUGUUAUCUUCAAGGCCUAACAACCCAGAGGUAGUGGCUGUCAUCUCUCUCCUUUAAUAUUUGGCCUAUAUUUGUAUGUUUUGCUCAAAGUUAUAAGAAAAGAUGAGUGUUUCCAGAAGUUAUUACCAUUAUUUAUGUAAACUAGUAUGACCUAAUUUCUUUAAAAGACUAAACUUGCAAUAUCUAGUCUGCAGAGACUACUUUUUUUCUGUAUUGGAAGGAAAAUGAAUCAUGUCUUAUUUAAAGGCAUUUGAGUGGUACAGAUGUCACAUACCUAUGGUAUUUAGCUUAGGGACAAUGACAACAGGUAGAAGUAGUGAUCUGAUGACCAUGGGAACAUACAACUUGUGGAACUGGGGAAUGUCAUUAAGAUUAGGAGAUAUGCAGUGAGACUGAGAAAACAGUACAGGAUUGAGGGGACAUUGGAAGUCUUUAAUUCUUACAUAAAUUGUUAUAGUCUAACAUGCCUUGUGGAGUUAUUAAAUCCUCCAUUGUUUUGACUUUCACUGGAAAACAUGGCACAGGAGAUUUCCAAGUAAUGUUAUAGCUGUUAUUAUGACUUCAUGUAUUCAGAACUCAGAGCUGGCAGAGUUGCUACUGUAUGGUGUGAGGAGUAGCAAACAGACUGUUUGCUUCAUCACUGAUCAUUAUGAUGUAUGUGUUACGAUAUGCAGAUCCUAAAAACUGGGGGGGGGUUUGCUUUUUUUGGGGGGGGGAAUAUGUAAUCCAAGUGAUUGUUCAGUAGCUGGAUAUUUGAGAGUUGACAGCUAGUAUUUUUUUUAGAAACUUAAGUCUGACUUUGGAGGCCUUCUGCAGUGAGUAAGUGUAGGGAUUUCUUCUAAUAUCCUCAUUUUGGCUAAUUUCUGGCUUCUGUGUUAUUUCCACUUGGGGAUCUCUCUCUCUCUCUCUCUCUCUCUCUCUGUCUGUAAUGGCAAGGAAGAUACCUAUAUGCCUUUUCACUGCACCCUCUGAUUCUGCGCUUUGGCCCUAAAUUCAGAGAACAAAGACCAAGACUUGCCUUUGGUAACAGCUGACUUAUUUUGAAGGUUUUAUUUCCUUGGCAGGACAAGGAAGUGUCAUAGCUUGUUUUGGCCUCAAUUAUUCCACGGUCAAGGUGCAUAUUUCUGGCACAUGUGUGUAUCACAGUCUUACAGAGGGGGGCAGAACUAUGACCCAACAACACCCCAAAAAGCCCUUUAAAUGGAGUUAUGUGCCUUUUCCUGUCUUUGAAGAACACCUGUCACUUAGGAGCUCUGUCUAUAGGAUUUGAUGGGUCUGCCCAUCUUUUGAGUUGGCUGAUUCUGCAGCUCUGAACUUCAUCUCCAAAAAGAUGUUCUUCUUGGUGGCUGUCACAUCUGCUUCAGGAUCUCCAUGUUGUAGGGCCUUAUCUGUAGGGAGCUCUAGUGGGCUUUUCAGAAGCUAUGUUGCCCCUUAGGACUAGCCCAAAUUUCUUUCUGGAAGAGAAGAGUUGUCAGAAUUGUUUAAAUAUAGAUUUUAAUAUAAGGAGGCAGGACAGUUAACACUGUGGCUGUACACCACAAACUAUAGUUUUAGCCGACUGAUGAAGAAGCAGAUGUUCAUAUCCUUUUCAUGGGAAGGGAGAGGCUUGUGGGGGAAAAGACAACAUUUUUGAGUGGACUGAUAAUUGCAGUGAAUUUAGCCAUCAGGUGGCUAAUUAGCUACUGGAAAACGGUGUGGACAAAUGCUACUUCAGUAUGACUAUGGCUGCAUCCAUUGCUUACUUCAAAAAAUGUCUCCUUCAUGGAUAUCUGUGUGUGGCCACUUGUUCAUCAUUUUAUACCUUUACCAAGAAAUUUUUUGUGGAUUUUGAUUCUGGUUGUCACUUCUCCUCCAAUUCAGUACUUCAGGACUUAACCUUCUGAUCCACUACCUUUAAUUUCUUUUCUGUCUGCGCUUCCUCAUGCAGUUUAAUUUUUCAUUGCUUUAAAUUCUUCCCACCAGAUAAACAGUGCAAAAGGAUUUUGAAGUUAAAAUUAUCUGGGAUGUACUUACCGUAUCUGCUGAUCUGUGAUGAAGCCUUCUAUAGUAGGCACAUAUUACCCUGCCAGCAUCAGUCCUUCUUCUGGGCAUAAUCUCCAUCUUUUGAUUGUACAUAGCGUUCUGUGUUUGUUGGGCAAGUUUACAAGUUAUUAUAGUACAGUGUGUUGCAUUAUUUACUUUCUUGCAGGUUUUGCUGACUUGGAUGGGUCAAACUGAGUGACAUUGUGACACACAAAGAUGAUAUGCUCAGCAAGAAGUGUGCACGUCUGAAUAUGAGAAUGAGAUAGCAUUCUUGGGAUAAUAGAGGAGAUUAAGUCUCAGCAGUUACCCACAGCAGAAGGCCUUGUCAGAAAUAUCUACUAUAGUUGGUGCUUAGUUACUGUUCUCCCAGGAUAAGCUGAAACAUAAACAUUUGUCACGCAUACUUUUUUUUAUCCCUACUUCCAGCAUGUUACAUGUGGAAAAGACUAAAGGGUGAUUAGAUCAGGUAGAUUGUACAGUUACCCAAGGAUUAAUUGACUGAGUUGGGGAUUGAACACAGAGUUCUCAUUCCUAGGACUGUAGCUGUUUUACUUAGACUAUGCGGUUGUCCCUGGGGAAUGGAAACUGGGCCUCUGGGUGGAGCACAUUAUCAAAGCUGUUGCAUUUUGAUGCCACAUUUUAGGGACAGUGUCUCAUCUCAUUCUUUUUAACUGUGUCUCAUCUCAUUUUGUGUUUUGAAUUUAAGCAGUACUGUUAAUUGCCUGGUUGACCUACAGAUGCCUCAGGUGAGAAGGCUGAAGUUAAAACCAGAUAUUUUCACUAGCCAGAAAAUUAAGACUUUAGAACAACUUGAAGUGGUUCAUUUUGACUGUCACAAACAUAGUGGAAGCUAGGCCAUAAAAGCUGUGUUGAAGUAAGUAGAAUCUGGUAAUAAUUCUCAUUUGAAUGUUUCUUGUAUGAAUCACAUUGUAAAAUGUCAAAAGCAAAAUCUAGAAAUGUCAUUGACAGAGAUUCAUUAACAAUCCAUACAUUAACAUUUCUAGUUUCUUAUAGUCAGACGUCAAAUCUGCUUACCAAAGCCAAAUUCUCAGUAUGUACACAGUUAUUGAUUGUUUUAUGUAUAUAUUUUGUUAUUUAAAAUGUAUUUAAACAAGUGAUUUAUGUAAAAUUAUAAAAAUAUGUACAAACGUUUACAAAUAAUUUGUUUUAUGAACUGUAACAAGAAAAAGAAGUAGCAGCCAUUUUAUAAGUGGAAAUGGCUACUCCAGAGUGUGCAUUAAAUUAUAUGAGUGUACAUUCUAGGGGCACAUGCUGUAUUUGUCUGGAGCAUGAGAAUUUCACCUUACUGUGCAUUGAAUGUAGCAAGCCUGGUUUCUUGACAAAUCAUCUACCACUCCCUCCGUUAACAAAAAAAAAAAAAAACAUAGAACCAUUAAGUAUAGUAAAUCACCAACACUAUUCAGUAUUGCAUUUUUUUUAUCUUCCCUUUAAACCAAGUCAUCUGUGAUGUGUUGAAGCAUACUUCAUGGACAUACAUUUAAGUCCUUUCCAAAAUACCAAAAAAGCAUUUAGUAGUAUAACAAAGUAAAUUUACCAUAAUUCAAACCAUAGUAUGUGGAUGGUUACAUUUCAUUGUCUUUAGUAAGUGUAGUAAACUGCUCCAAGGUGUGUGUUAAAUAGGUGUUUUUCAACCGCUGAUCCAUGAAAGACUAGAUCCCACUGGUUGGGAGAGGGUCCCCAUUGACUGGGAGGGGGUGGCUGCUGUCCGGGAUACUUAUUUUUUUAAUUAAAAAAAAAAGUGACAGGUGUGUGUGACCUGCUGUUUACAUCUUCAUCUUCCAUGUGCAUGGAAUUUGAAUGCCAGAAGAUGUUUAAAUGUGGACAACAAAUGGACAAGUGAGAGGUGUGUGUGUGUGUGUGUGUGUGUGUGUGUGUGUGUGUGUGUGUGUGUGUGUGUGUGUGUGUAAGAGGUAGGUAGCAUACCUCUCAACUGUCCAGAUUUUUUUCCUAUAUUUUGGAUCUGUUCCUCAUAAAAAGGAUUGAAGUUUCAGACUUCAUAUCCUUUGGCGUACAACCCUCAAACAGCGAUUGUUAUAAUUGGUUCCUUAUAAAAAUGGUUUAUAUGGCUGCCUUAGUGGUCCCCGAAAUAAUUCUGAUAUUUUCAUAGGUCCCCCAGUGUAAAAAGGUUGAAAACCACUGUGUUAAAUGACACUUUCAGGCUUCAGCAUUGCCCUCGUGUAUAUUAGUAUUUUUCCAUGCACACUCUAGUGUAGUUUGUCAUGUUUGUAAUGAAUACCCUCCUGUGGCUUAUUGUUUGUUUAUUGCUUAUUCUGCAGUCACUUACUCCUUAAUUACUCAUUCUGGAAAUGUUUGUUUAAGUAAGUGUUGGUCAUGUGUUAAGGUCCUGUAAGAAGCAACACCUUGAAAUAAUUUGUGUGGAGAGUGAGAUUCCAUAUGUUUAUGAAAUUUGGUGCUAUACGCAAGCUUAUAGUUCUAUUGCUCAUUUUAUAGGAUGACUGUUUGCAUUUUGCAGAAUGCACAGGCCUGGUCACCUUGCAAGCAGCUGUUUCAUGACAUCAUAAGAGUUACACUUCUGAUUUUGUAAAUAUGAUCACAGCCCAAUAACCACUUGGGAGUAGGAAUAAGGCUAAGAGGAAAUAAAUAUUGGGGGUGAUUAACCUGUUAGAAAUGCAAAUAACACAGAUCUUGGAAAAAAUAGUGAUAGUAACAGUAGUCAACUGGAUUGGCAAACAUAGAAUUGUAAUGGCUGAAUUAUGUUUUCUACUUUUUUCUGGCAAUUUGGAAGGGAAUCAGUUUUAAUUGAUGUGCAUAUUUUAUAAAUAAAGUUGAAAAUUAUGUAAUAAUAAAGGUACUAUACAAAAUUAUUCUUUACAA